CAUCAGGUAGUUAGAUCAAUUCUCAUGUAAAGUCCAGAGAAACAAGAAUGAGUCCUGCAGUAAAAUCAAGAUGGCGAUGAGUAAAGGAAAUUUCAGACCAAAGAAAAUGGACUUCACAGAAAGUGAUGACAGUGAUAUUGAUUCCACAGUGACCCCUAUCAAUCCACCAGAUGACAAUCCACAUGGACAGAUCAUUGAGUCAGACAGUUUGUCAGAUUUCUACCUGAAUGAAGCAAAACAACGAAAAAAUCCAAAACAUCAGAGGAAAAAGAGAAACCAUUACCACUCUGAUCACUCUGCUGAUGAAGAUGAGUUCAAUAAAUCUAAAGAAGAAAACAUCAAAGAUAUAUAUAAAGAACUGCAAGUUAUCAGUGAUAAGUUAAAGAUGGAAAACAAGAAGAUACAUGAAAGAGAAGAAAAAGUGAAAGAAAGAGAAAGAAUUGUGGCCAUAUCAUCAGCCAAUGUUAAAACCAUCACUGAACAUGAAGUCAGGGAGAAACUGAAAGUGAUGGAACAGAAAUACAAAGAAGAGAUAGUAAAAAUAGAAAUACAAUUAAAGGAGAAAAUUAAAGAAAAUAGAAGAUUGAAGGACAACUUUGAAACAUUAGUUAAGGCAAAUGAUGCCAUGAAAAAAGAUUUUGAAACAUUACAAAGUCAGCAUGACAAGUUGGAGAAACAAGCUGUGAGUGUUCAGGCCAGACUUACUAACCUACAGAGAAAACAAGACUUUGCAGAAAGACAGAAGGAAGUAGAGCUGGGUAAUAUAGCCUUAUCUACUGCUGUGCCUAAACAGAAGGGACAACAAAGGGAGGACAAAAUCAAAGUACAGAAGGAGAAAAAGUUUUCAACCAGUGCCUGUAGUUAUGACAUCAUGGGUAUAUUGCUGGACUGGAUCUGUGAUGCACAUCUACGAUACGCUGUAACAGACCAACCCACCAGAGCUAUAGAAAGGUUUUCUUCAACAGAGUUCAUACUGGAAAGAGUUUUAAAGAUUUUACCUACUUCAGUAGAUAUGUUGAGAGAAUUCCCUCCAAAUAACUUCAGGAUUAGCCUCCCUUGUUUACAAUUUAUAUACUGGUCCCUUGUCAAUGUAGAGCAAGCUUCAGGCCAACAGAAAUCUAACCUGUCAUCGACACUAAGACGAUUAGGAGAGGAAUUAUACAGAUCUAAAACAGUCAAAUUUAUGGAUGUUAGUAGUGACAAGAGUGAUUUCCCUUUGUCACCAACAAAGCUAGACAAAUCAAAAGAUGGCAUUUACUUUAGAAGUUCUAACCAACAUGUCAGGCUCGUGUCCUCUCUAAUUAUACUUAAAACUCUAUCACAAGUUGAUCUGGUAGCCCAUGUAUUUGAUGUCUUGAAGAAUGAUCUGAAGUCAGAUGUGUGUAAAGAACUGUUCCUGUAUUAUCAAGCUACGCCGGUUGUAUUACAGUAUCUAAAACCUAUUAAUAAGGCAUUUAUGGGCGCUGCUAUGGAUAUCUUCCUACAGUUGUCAGCUGACACACCUUUCCAGACUCCAUUCCUAGAGAGCUGUGGUAAUGAGCAGUGGUUUAGAACUGUUGCUAUGGUACUGAGAGCACCUACACAAGACAAUAAAUUAUUGGAAAAACUCAGUAUAAUUCUUCAGAAAUUAUCCAAAUACAAAACCAACAAAAGAUUUUUUGAUGUGUACACAAUAGUUGGUAUAAUUCAGGAGAUAUUACGUGGAUGUUCUACUGACCAAGCAUUCCUAGCAUUGAAUCUGAAGUCUAUACUGUUUAAUCUAUCUUCUACUGGAGGAGUACAAUCAUAGCAUUAGUUCUAAUAAUAGAAAUACUAUAAAUAGUCACACUGUUACAACAUUUUAUUAACUGAAUGAUCAAUCACAUUUUCUUGCCUUGAGGACAAGGCCUGCAUUUCCAAAAAAAAAGAUUGUACAAUCAAUGACAAGAUGUAAACCUUAACAAAAAUACAGAUUAUUGUUUUUAAAUGACCAGGGUUUCUGCUGGCGGUCACCAUUUUCGCAUUUUGCCCAAGGGGAAUAUGUAAAUUACCAUUGUGAAACACAACCUUAUCUAUAUAGAAACUAUUUCCCAAAAAGAAGUUUUCAAGUAAAUCUUAAUUUAGUUUUAUAGUUCAUUGAGAAAUUUAAAUAUUUUGAUUCCAUUGCUGAAUGCAGAAGUAUACCAUUAUCAACCAGCAAAUGUUGAAGGCAUUUGAUUUUAGAUCUUAGCUUAAAUUUGAUUUGAAAUAUUAUUCUAUAUGAAUUUAAUACAUUCUUUAAGAACAUCUUAGAAAUUACAAUUGUUUGAACAUUUUGCGUUAAUAUUCAUCAUAGUGAAAUUUCAUAGAUAGAUUUUAUACUUUAUUUAUUUGAAUAAAUUAAAUUACUGAUA
Mytilus californianus (California mussel) is the source of this 2372-nucleotide messenger RNA. RefSeq names its product coiled-coil domain-containing protein 138-like. The coding region runs from base 71 to 1789 and encodes 572 amino acids. NCBI's taxonomy places the organism in Eukaryota, Metazoa, Mollusca, Bivalvia, Mytilida, Mytilidae. The transcript is spliced from 14 exons. The record is from RefSeq and is a predicted model, not a curated record.